ACUCACUCUGUAGACCAGGCUGGCCUCGAACUCAGAAAUCCUCCUGCCUCUGCCUCCCAGAGUGAUGGGAUUACAGGCGUGCGCCACCACCACCCAGCCAUGAACGGCUUUUUAAAUUCUCUUUUUCUCUCUAUCAAGGUCUAUCAAUAGGACACCAGUCACGCUGCUCUGGACAAGAAGUACCUAUUCAGAGAGCAGAAAUCCUGGACCUGAGGCUAAGCACAGCCAGGGAAAGGAUGUCCCUCCAGAGUCUGAUUCAGAAAGACUAGCAAGAAGGAAGUCUCAGUGGAUCAAGGGACUUGCUUCCAAGCCUGGUGACCUGAAUCUGAUCCCCCAAGCUCACAUGAUGGAGGGAGAAAACUGAUUCCUAAAAGUUGUCCUUGUACCUGCAAAGGUGCAGUAGAGAUGGGCACAGCCAACGACAGCACCUUCAGCCAUUUCAUCCUUAUAGGCUUCUCUGACCGGCCCCAGCUGGAGAGGGUCCUCUUCGCCAUCAUCCUGCCCGCCUACCUCCUCACCCUGCUGGGCAACAGCACCAUCAUCCUGGUGUCCAGGCUGGACCCGCACCUGCACACUCCCAUGUACUUCUUCCUCACACACCUGUCCUUCCUGGACCUCAGCUUCACCAGUAGCUCCAUCCCACAGCUGCUCUAUAACCUCAGUGGGCCGGACAAGACCAUCAGCUAUGUGGGCUGUGCUCUGCAGCUGGUCCUGUUCCUGGGCUUGGGGGGUGUGGAGUGCCUGUUACUGGCUGUCAUGGCCUAUGACCGCUUUGUGGCGGUCUGCAAGCCCCUGCACUACAUGGUCAUCAUGAGCCCCAGGCUCUGUGUGGGCCUGGUCUCAGUGGCCUGGAGCUGUGGGGUGGCCAACUCCUUGGCUAUGUCUCCGGUGACCCUCAGCCUACCCCGCUGCGGGCACCGAAGAGUGGACCACUUCCUCUGCGAGAUGCCAGCUCUCAUCAGGAUGGCCUGUGUCAACACUGCUGCAGUGGAAGGCACUGUCUUUGUCCUGGCGAUAGGCAUCGUGCUGUCGCCCCUGGUGUUCAUCUUGGUCUCCUAUGGCUGCAUCGUGAGAGCCGUGCUGCAAAUCCGCUCUGCUGCGGGACGGCAGAAGGCAUUCAACACCUGUGGCUCGCACCUCACCGUGGUCUCACUUUUCUAUGGGAAUAUCAUCUACAUGUACAUGCAGCCGGGAAACAGCUCCUCUCAGGACCAGGGCAAGUUCCUCACCCUCUUCUACAACAUUGUCACCCCUCUCCUCAACCCUCUCAUCUACACGCUCAGGAACAAGGAGGUGAAGGGGGCUCUCAGAAGGCUGCUGCUGGGCAGCCGAGAGGCAGGGCAAGUAAGGGCUGGUUCCAGAAGCACCAGAGGGAAGCUGUCCUGGUGAGGAUGGCAACGAAUACUGAGAGAAUUUGCAAACCCUCAGGCAAGCAUUUUAUUGAGAAGGAAAGGGGGGCAGAGAAAAUACUCUGCAGUGAUUUGGGAAAAAUUCUGACUGUCUUGCAACAGAGAACACAGGCAUGGUACUGGAUUUGUGAAGGGCUUUGGGAUUUGGUAGUCAUGAGGAUGGUGUGUGUUUUAAAUUCCUUCCUUAUGGUUAAAGCAAACUUCCCCAUGAAAGAUGCAGAUCUGACGGUUUGUCCCUAGGCUGGUGUAGUGUCAUCCUGUACAUGGUGAGAUGUGCUCUCUUUCAAAGUAAGGUGAGGAGGGGAAACAGGUGGUUCCUGUGUACUUUUUACAUCAGCAGCAUUAGGGAAGAGUGGCUGUGGGUAGCUGGCCUCUCAGUUAAGGCGUAUGCAUCUACGCUCUCUUGUCCCCAUGUAUGUCCCUAUUUUGAUAUCUGGGGUAGGGCAUCGCUGGCCUGGAUGUUACUCCAUGUAAGGCCUUCCUUGGGUAGCAUCGGCAGCACUGGAUCUGAUCAACACUAGUGGAAAGCUCUUCACUUAGUUGCAUUCUCUGGGAUUUCUAUAAUCCUGUGUGAGGUCCCAAAUCAUCUGCUUUGUGAAUGAACUGAACACUACAUGUUUCCCAAACAUUCUACCCUGUGAUGAACCACGAAUCAACACAGAGUAUUCCCACUCAUCUCCUCUGUCAGCAUGAGUUGGUUUAGAAUCCAGGAGACCAAGGGACACCUCAGAGUGGGUCAGAGAGGGUGUUUGUAAAGCAUUAACUGAGGGGAAAGACCCACCCCGAACGUGACCCAGACGGUUAACAAGACUCAAAAAUAGUACUCCAUUGUGUAUAUAUACCACCACAUCUUUUGCACCCAGAUAUCCCUCAACAGAAGAGUGGAUGCAAAAAAUGUGGUAUAUAUACACAAUGGAGUAGUAUUCAGCCAUUAGAAACAAUGAAUUCAUGAAAUUCUUGGGCAAAUGGAUGGAGCUGGGGAACGUCAUACUAAGUGAGGUAAUCCAGACUCAAAAGGUGAAUCAUGGUAUGCACUCACUAAUAAGUGGAUAUUAACCUAGAAAACUGGAAUACCCAAAACAUAAUCCACACAUCAAAUGAGGUACAAGAAGAACGGAGGAGUGGCCCCUUGUUCUGGAAAGACUCAGUGAAGCAGUAUUGAACAAAAUCAGAACAGGGAAGUGGGAAGGGUUGGGUGGGAAAACAGGGGGAGGGAAGGGGACUGAUGGGACUUUCAGGGAGUAGGGGUUCAGAAAAGGGGAAAUCAUUUGAAAUGUAAAUAAAUAUAUCAAUAAAUUAAAAAAAAACAAGACUCAAAAAGAAGAAACUAGCAGUAAGCCACAUCUCCCUGCUGUUCCCAGGCUGCCAUGAGGUGAGGAGCAGCUCUGCUGGCUCCACCUUCCUGACAAGAUGGACAGAACCAUUGGAGCCCCUGAGCCUGAGGCUGUUACUUCUUCACCAAAGCUAAGUGACUUAGUCUCAUCAAUGAAGCAGUAACUAAUGUAACAGCAAAGGUAACUAAUGUAACAGCAGAGGUAAUUUCCCACCAGCUUGUAACCUGGAGCCAAGUAGGACACAAAGUUUCUUAGAAAUGUAUCUCAUUGACCUCUUUUUAAAUUUCUUUCUGAUUACUUUUAUUUAGUGUGUGUGUGUGUGUGUGUGUGUGUGUGUGUGUGUGUGUGUAAGUGUGUAGACUGGUAUGUUUCACAGUGCAUGUACGGACAGCAGAGGACAACUGAAAGGGUUGGUUAGCUCAGAAACUUUGGAAAGGUCAUGGAACACUUGCCCCUCCCAGAAGGGAGAAGCUAAAUCAAUCACAUUGUAUCUAAUGGCGGCUGCCCGGAGAACUGUGUAAAGGCCCACACAGCCUGCUGAGCAUGGUCGUUCUCUCCCCAUGUGACCCCAGCAUGCUGGAGUAAAUAA
This is a messenger RNA of Apodemus sylvaticus (European woodmouse), 3332 nucleotides long. RefSeq names its product olfactory receptor 2W3-like. Lineage: Eukaryota; Metazoa; Chordata; Mammalia; Rodentia; Muridae. The transcript has 3 exons. The coding region runs from base 406 to 1389 and encodes 327 amino acids. Gene Ontology annotation, biological process: G protein-coupled receptor signaling pathway. Gene Ontology annotation, molecular function: olfactory receptor activity; G protein-coupled receptor activity. The record is from RefSeq and is a predicted model, not a curated record. Gene Ontology annotation, cellular component: membrane.